AUGUCCCCCAUAGAAACAAUCCUAAUAACAGGCGCCUCCUCCGGCCUCGGCCUCGCCUUCCUAACGCACUACCUCUCCCUUUCCACCCCAACACCCAAAAUCGUAGCCCUAGACACCCACCCUUUACCCGAAAGAAUCACUACACCACACCCACCAACCCUUUCCUUCCACCGCCUCGACAUCACCAGCGCCUCCGCAGUUCAAACCCUCGCAUCAACCUACGCCCACACACCUAUCACUCUAAUCCUUCACUGCGCCGGCAUCCGCGGCCUAGUCCCAUCAAUAGUAUCCCGCGAGAAAGAUGGAACCCGCAACGUCGCAAGCACCGAGACACUGGAAGUCAUGGAUAAAGAAACAAUGAUGCGAACGUUCGAAGUAAACACUUGGGGAACAUUUAAUCUUAUCAAAUCUUUUUUGCCAUCUCUCCUCUCCUCUUCGGCAUCGUCACUGGAAAAUACCAGUAUCACACGCCCCAAAGUUGUCAUUCUCUCCUCACGCAUGUCAUCUAUCUCGGCGAAUUCUGCGGGGGGAGCCUACGCGUAUCGAGCUAGUAAAGCAGCGCUGAAUGCGGUGAUGAGGAGUUUUGUGAUUGAUGUGCCGCAGGUGCAGUUUUUGCUGUUGCAUCCGGGGAGGGUGGAGACGGGGCUGGUGGCGUGGAAGGAGGAAGGGGCGGUGAGUGUGGAGGAGAGUGUGAGGGAUUGCUUGAGGGUUUUGGAGAGGAUGAGGGAAGAGGAGUGGGCGAGCGGGAGGUUAGUAGAUCGGUUUGGGGAGGAAAUUGGGUGGUGA
Bipolaris zeicola 26-R-13 is the source of this 786-nucleotide messenger RNA. RefSeq lists its product as uncharacterized. The coding region runs from base 1 to 786 and encodes 261 amino acids. The transcript has a single exon. The record is from RefSeq and is a predicted model, not a curated record. Gene Ontology annotation, molecular function: oxidoreductase activity, acting on the CH-OH group of donors, NAD or NADP as acceptor. Lineage: Eukaryota; Fungi; Ascomycota; Dothideomycetes; Pleosporales; Pleosporaceae.